Molecule: messenger RNA, 1607 nt
Organism: Scophthalmus maximus (turbot)
Lineage: Eukaryota; Metazoa; Chordata; Actinopteri; Pleuronectiformes; Scophthalmidae
Gene: ccbe1
Product: collagen and calcium binding EGF domains 1
Exons: 11
Coding region: 110-1231 (373 amino acids)
Molecular function (GO): calcium ion binding
Source: RefSeq, a predicted model, not a curated record
GGUCUGCGGGUGCGCGCCACCACUUUUACGCACUGAAGUUGCGGCGGCGGAGAGGUCAACACUUCCCAGUGUGGAUUACCGACGGCACCCAGGUGACUGCACCGAUGAGAUGAUACUAAAACACAACAGGAGUCCUCUUCUGCUCACCGUCACCUGCAUGUACUUCUCAGGGGGUCUGCUGUGGUCCUACCAAGAGGAGGAUGCCAGCGACGGUGAAGGGUGCUCUGAAAAUAACGUUUCUACUACAAAGUACCCCUGCGUGAAGUCGACUGGAGAAGUUACGACGUGUUACAGAAAGAAAUGUUGCAAGGGCUUCAAGUUCGUGUUGGGCCAGUGCAUUCCUGAAGAUUACGACGUGUGUGCCGGCGCCCCGUGUGAGCAACAGUGUACUGACCAUUUCGGUCGAGUCGUGUGCACCUGUUACCCCGGCUACCGCUAUGACAGGGAGCGCCACAGGAAGCGAGAGAAGCCAUACUGUCUGGACAUUGACGAGUGUGCAGACAAAAACACGACUGCGUGCUCUCAGAUCUGCAGCAACUCCGUGGGGAGCUACAGGUGUGAGUGUGAGAAAGGCUAUUUCCUGGAAGAAGAUGGGAAAACAUGCACCAAGGGGGAGAGAGUGCAUCUCUUUGAGAAAUCUGACCACGUGAUGAAUGCUGGAACCUGCUCAGCCACCUGUGACGAUUUCCACCAGAUCAAGAUGUCCGUCCUGCAGCUAAAGCAGAAGGUGGCCAUGAUGUCAAACAGUGCUGAUGUCCCUGAGCAGAUGACCAGCGAGAAAAUCCUGACGUCCCCUGCAUUCUUACCAGGGCCUGCUGGUCUCCCCGGCCCUCCAGGAGAUCCAGGACCAGAGGGCCCUCCAGGACUUAAAGGGCUGUUGGGGCCCCCUGGCCCUCCUGGCCCGAGGGGCUUGAUGGGCCCCAUUGGACCCACACCAGACCUGUACCACAUCAAACGUGGCCCUCGUGGACCCGUGGGGCCUCCAGGAGCACCAGGAAAAGACGGCCGAAAGGGGGAUAGAGGAGCUCCUGGGCCCGUCGGACCACCAGGCCCUCCAGGCUCCUUCAAUUUCCUCCUCGUUCUGAUGGCUGACAUCCGCUACGACAUCUCUGAACUGCAGAGCAAGGUGUUCGGUCGACCGAGGCCCUCCCCGGGGGACGACUUCGCCUCAGCCCCCGACAGCUGGAGGGACAACCAGGGCAGUCUAGAUACUGGGUCGGGUGAGGACUAGGGGGAACUUUCACCGUGGACAGUUCAUGGGGACAGAGAAGAGGAAACCAGCGCGAGACAGAGAAGAUAAGAUUUUUUGAUUUGUUCCACAACGGGGGAAAUUUGGGGUGAAAACUGUGACUGAAAUAUUUAAAGAGGAUGGAUUUAAACACUUUAUACCAGAUGUCAAUAUUGAAAGUGGUUUGCUAUUUUUUUUAUUUAACUGUACUGUAUGUCUUUGGAUCACAGAUGUUUAUUUUUGUAUGAUAUACAAGAUUAUAAUGUACUUUUUUUAACAAAAUGAGCAGACUGUGCAAAUGCAUGUUUGUUUUAUAUUUCAUAUUUUCAGAAGCAUAUGGUUCCUCCACAGCACAUUAAACAGGUCUCUCAUGAAAGCA